GGAGGCCAGUUUUGUGAUCGCGGUACCUACUGUACCGUGGAGAAGCCAGUGGGAACCGUACACUGCGGAGCUCUCGUCCCGUCCCGGCCUGGCCCGGCCCGGCCCCACGCUAUGGAGUUCCUUUGGGCCCCUCUCUUGGGUCUGUGCUGCAGUCUGGCCGCUGCUGACCGCCACAUCGUCUUCUGGAACAGUUCAAAUCCCAAGUUCCGGGACGAGGACUACACCGUGCACGUGCAGCUGAACGAUUACCUGGACAUCAUCUGCCCACAUUACGAGGACGAGACUGUGGCAGAUGCUGCCAUGGAGCGGUACACGCUGUACAUGGUGGCGCACCAGGAGUAUGUGGCAUGCCAGCCCCAGUCCAAGGACCAGGUCCGCUGGAAAUGCAACCAACCCAAUGCCAAGCAUGGCCCAGAGAAACUAUCUGAGAAGUUCCAGCGCUUUACACCUUUCACCUUGGGCAAGGAGUUCAAGGAAGGGCACAGCUACUACUACAUCUCCAAACCUAUCCACCACCAGGAAACCCAGUGCUUGAAGUUGAAGGUGACUGUCAAUGGCAAAAUCACUCAUAGUCCCCAGGCCCACGUGAACUCGCAGGAGAAGAGACUUCCAGCUGAUGACCCGGAGGUGCAGGUCCUGCACAGCAUCGGUCACAGCGCUGCCCCCCGCCUCUUCCCACUGGUCUGGGCUGUGCUGCUCCUGCCACUGCUGCUGCUGCAAACUCAGUGACAGUGUGUGUUUCACUUGGCUUAAG
Molecule: messenger RNA, 754 nt
Organism: Acomys russatus (golden spiny mouse)
Lineage: Eukaryota; Metazoa; Chordata; Mammalia; Rodentia; Muridae
Gene: Efna1
Product: ephrin A1
Exons: 5
Coding region: 112-729 (205 amino acids)
Biological process (GO): ephrin receptor signaling pathway; axon guidance
Cellular component (GO): plasma membrane
Molecular function (GO): ephrin receptor binding
Source: RefSeq, a predicted model, not a curated record